Molecule: messenger RNA, 759 nt
Organism: Penicillium olsonii
Lineage: Eukaryota; Fungi; Ascomycota; Eurotiomycetes; Eurotiales; Aspergillaceae
Source: the annotation of a GenBank genome assembly
AUGGCCCCGCCCCCCCCCCCCCCAGACAACGUCGUACUAUCACUCUCAGAAAGGUCAACCGUAGGUACGGAAAGAACACUGUGUCGCGCUGCUGCCUCUGAGCGUACCGGCACAACCCCCGACUUCGCCAUUGCCUCCACAGAGGGUCUGAUGUACCUUUCUUUGGUACCCCACGGCGUUGAUCUCUAUCAUCUUUGGAAUAAACGGCCCAAGCCUAGCAUCUUCCGGACCCGGGCUGAUUACGAUGUGCACGCUGUUGACUUCGUCACUCCUGAUCUCAUUGCUACAGGCGGAGCAGGAAAAAAUGUCAUCUUGACUGACAAGCGAUCGUCGGGCAACGAUUCUAUCGUCUUCGACCAUGAUACGCCAAUUAGCUACAUCAAAGCGGUGGAUGAUCACCAGGUCCUUGUGACUGGUCAAGCUGGUCGUGGAAGAUCCCCCAUGCCUGAGGAUACGACCAUUUGUUUGUAUGACCUACGUUACAGCAAGAAGAAGGGCCCACAAACUGUUCCAUACUGGGAGACCCCAUUCAAAUUCUCGUCUCCAAAGCCAAAGAUGGAUGUGUGCCCUGAGCUCGGGCUGCUGGCUGCUGUUGACGAUCAAGCCAAACCGCAAUUGUUAUCUUUGAGGAAGGGGUCCUCCGUCCCCUCCUCCAUCACGCAGGAAGACCGAGCACUGACCGUCAAGUUUGACGAGCGCAAUGGAAACAACAUCCUGCUCGUCGGCACUCUGGACGGCGUCGUGAAGGAAUUUUCUUGA